CAGAUUAUAAGUUAAGACGUUUGCACCGUCAAAACCUUUCCACGACUCAGACUCCGUGUAACUGUAUCCCUUUGUCUCAAUGUCUAAACUUAAUGCAAGGGAUUAAUAAAAUCCAGCUUGUAUCCAUUAAGUCAUUCACUGAUUUAUCAAGUCUGACUAAUAGGAACAGACGUCAUAAAAGCAUCUCAGCAUGGCCAUGCAGUUUCCUCAGUCAUGACUUAUCAGUGGGCCCCAUAAGACAUUAAUCUCUUUAAAAAGAGUAGUGACAAAUCCUAUGUACGUAAUCUACGUUUCUGAAUACGCGCUGCGGCAUACCCCAAACAAAGCCUAUGGAUGUUGCUGGGAUGAUUCCGCAUGGAAACCGCCACACAUUGCAGAAUAUGGAAGAGCUCCCUUUGCACUCAGACGAAGCGAAAAAGAAAUUUCUCACUUGGGGAAACACUAAGAUGCUCCAGUCCCCCAUGGUGUUGGACCCUGCAUAUCUGGAUGAACUAGGGCACUGGCAGGACAUUGAUGACUUGUUGUAUGACCCAAAAUGGAGAAUCCUGUUGUUCUUGCACGCAUCAGCCAGCCUGGAAGCCACCAUCGAGUUCCUUUGUUCUCUCCGCUUCCUCAAUGACGGUGAAGAGGCAAGGUCAGCAGCCAAAGUCACCUCCACCACAAGGGUCACAUUCACUCUGAUGGGUAGACUGCUGAACCUAACUAUGGUGGAUUUAGGGUGGAUAAAUGUUCUAUACACGUUCGAUGAAACGAGGAGCCUGGCCUUUUCCGAUCUUCCCGACCAGUUGGACCCCGAAUUCAACGUUAAGAAGUUCUGGCAAGCUCACGGGCAUGGACGAUUUCACGGUGGAGCAAGCCUAGCUAGGAAUUGGGCGCGUCCAUCUUGGAGAAUUUUGCAUCAUGCAUUGACUCACAGCUAUUUUGGCCGUUCACACAGCCCCGACGUGGUGUAUGAGUCUGAUAUGCUGUUUUUUGGAGUUUGGAGGCGCGCGUACGAGUCAAUUUAGCAACCUUUGUGGCUCAAUUCUUGUUUGCUCAGUCUACUUGCGACCGCCAGUUUGUCUUGUGUGGACCAAUGGUUACACUCCUGGCUCGAGGACUAUAGUUCAUAAAAGUUCUUAGAAUUAAAUUUGUAAUUUAAGUAUUUAAUUAAAUUUGUAAUUUAAGUAUUUAAGUAUUAAUUUAGAAUAAUGAUUUUUGGAACAAUUAUCGUACACGAAAAAUAAUUUUGGAAAAGAAUCCUUGCUUUGUAAGCAAGGGGUAUGAGGUUUAAGAAGAGAUUCUUUUGUAGACCUUCUUGUGACUUUGGUCAAGCCGUGUUCUAGGCUUCCCCAUCCUUUCUUUACUUAUUGUACUCCCCGGAAGGCAUGUCUUCCGUAUGAGGGGCUGGCGUUAGGCCUUGGUUUGGUCCUCCCCUCACUUUGUAGUGACGAAUAUAUCUUAAUAAAACUCGGUAAAGGUUGCCUAAAAAAAUGCAGGAGUUAGAGCAUAGAAGCUCUAAGUAAAUUCUAAGUAGCGAACAAUUCUGCAAGCAUAAGAGAGAAACACUUGAUUAUAAAAAUAAAUAAAUAGGCCCUUA
Cuscuta campestris is the source of this 1579-nucleotide messenger RNA. NCBI's taxonomy places the organism in Eukaryota, Viridiplantae, Streptophyta, Magnoliopsida, Solanales, Convolvulaceae. The record is from the annotation of a GenBank genome assembly.